CUCCGUCUCUCCCUCUCUCUCUCUCAGAGUAAGGGCAGCAUGUGCAUGAUCAGAGCUCGACACCGUCUCUUUCUCGGCCUCCCGCUUGGUCGUCGCUCGCUCUGUGUUCAGGCUCUUCCUCAUCGCCUCGAUUAAGUCUCCCUCUUAAGGUAUCAAAAUGCCCAAAGUGAAGACGAGCUGUCUGAAGUAUCCUGAAGGAUGGGAGCUCAUCGAGCCUACCCUGCUGGAGUUACAAGCAAAGAUGAGAGAAGCGGAAAAUGAUCCCCAUGGUGGUAAAAGGAAAUGCGAGGCUUUCUGGCCCAUCUUCAAGAUUGCACACCAGAAAAGCCGCUAUAUCUUUGACCUUUACCAUAAGAGGAAGGAAAUAUCUAAGGAGUUGUACGAGUUCUGCCUGGAUCAGGGUUAUGCUGACAGAAAUCUGAUUGCAAAGUGGAAGAAGCCAGGCUAUGAGCGGCUUUGCUGCUUAACGUGCAUGCAACCGCGAGACCACAACUUCGCUACGACAUGCGUGUGCCGGGUGCCAAAGCACUUGAGGGAGGAGAAGGUCAUAGAAUGUGUUCAUUGUGGUUGUGGGGGCUGUGCCAGUGGUGAUUGAUUGAAUCAUUCUUGUACUAUGAAACUAGUCAUAGUUUGUAACCUUAUCUUUUCUACCCUGAAGUCCGUUUGAUGUCUUGACCUUGUUAAUACCUAAUUCCUAUAUCUCUAUUAUGUUUUUGAGGGAUUGUGAAUUCUUAACUCCGCCACGACAUGCGUGUGUCGGGUGCCAAAGCACUUGAGGGAGGAGAAGGUCAUAGAAUGUGUUCAUUAUGGUUGUAGGGGCACUGCCAAUGGUGAUUGAUUGAAUCAUUAUUGUACUAUGAAACUAGACUUGAAUCAGUCAUGCAUCGUAAUUUGUAACCUUUUCUAGGCCGAAGUGAGAUUAUUUUUC
Molecule: messenger RNA, 928 nt
Organism: Punica granatum (pomegranate)
Lineage: Eukaryota; Viridiplantae; Streptophyta; Magnoliopsida; Myrtales; Lythraceae
Source: RefSeq, a predicted model, not a curated record